Molecule: messenger RNA, 1117 nt
Organism: Brassica napus (rape)
Lineage: Eukaryota; Viridiplantae; Streptophyta; Magnoliopsida; Brassicales; Brassicaceae
Exons: 1
Coding region: 72-893 (273 amino acids)
Source: RefSeq, a predicted model, not a curated record
AUAUAAACAAACCCAAACAACACUUCACCACUAUCUCAUAAUCUCUCAGUUCCUCUUUCUAACAGCCGUAAAUGACAGAAAUUCAUAAGUACAUGAUCGAGAACCCUAUGUUCGUACCAUACAAGCCAGAAAGACGAUAUUAUAACUCUUCUUCGUUGCUCUCCAUCCUAUUAUCGACACUCACUUACGUUUUGAUCUUUUACGUUUUUGAAAUAUCUCCAUCGUCCGUCUUCAAAGAUACAAAGGUUUUGUUCUUCAUAUCCAACACUCUUAUCCUUAUAAUCACCGUUGAUUAUGGCGCUUUCACUGGCAAGGAGAGGCACGACUUUUACGGUGAAUAUACUGCGGCGGCGGCAGCAGCGAUGAGACUCCGUGCAGAUAGCUAUACUCCAGUUCCCGUCUUCACAUACGGAGAAAACUCUAAGAACAACCGUAACGAUGUUGGAAUUAAGAACACUAAUGAAGAAGAGCCGAUGGUAAAAGAUAUUGUGUGUGUUUCAUUGCCUCCUGAGAAAAUAGUGAGCGAGGAAAAGUUGAGAGAAGAUGUAGCAAUAGAGGAAUACAAAACGGUUAGUGAAAAAAGUAAUGCCGUUAACGAAGAAAAUUGCAAAGCAAGAAACCAUGUGAACCGAAAAUCUUAUGGACGAACUAAAUCAGAUAAACCACGGCGGGUUAAGAUAACCGAAGAUACAAAGGCCAAACGUAGAAGCUAUCGUCGAAGCGAAUCUGAUAGCUCGAAAUGGAUGGUUGUUUCGCAGAAAUGGGAGAAUGUUGAAGAGGAAUCUGAAGAGUUCCCAAAGAUGUCGAACGAGGAACUGAACAGAAGAGUCGAAGACUUCAUCCAGAAGUUCAAUAGACAGAUAAGAUUACAAUCACGAGUUUCGUCUACAUGAUUUAAUUGCUCAUAGUAUAAUAAUGCUAGUAAGAGCUUUUAUUUUUUGUUUUUAUAAAGACUUUGUGAUGGGAUGACUAUUUUUGCAGUCGUCGGUGGAAAUUAAUAUACGACAUGAAAAGUAUCAUAUAAGUGACGACUGUAAAUAUUUGAUCCGUUGUUAGAAACAGUGUACUGUAUUUUAUCCCCUGAUUUUAUCCAAAACAUGAUAGUAUUGGUUAACUA